CUCCCUCUCUGUCUUCUCUCCCGCUCGCUCUUGGAGUGGCGUUCUGGUGUCGGCGGCGGCAGCGGCGGCGGCAGUGUUGGUGGGAUGCUGUGCAUGUACUGGGGGUUUCUCUAAACUGUAAGAGGGGAGCUGCGUUAGCAUAUAGAAGGGGGGUUUUCUCCAUCUCCCCGGCGAGAGGCUCAGGCGGCAGGAUUUUUAUCUCUCAGUCUUCGGGAUGAAGCUCUGCGUGAGCGGAAGGGUCAACACAGGUAGAGCACUCAGUAACUGUGCAGGCCGCACUUAGCUGGUCUCCUUUGGGAAACUAACACACACGACAGCUCCCUGUGGUCAACCCCUAUAAACACAUGAGAGGGAAGGAACACAGACAAACCAUGAAAAAGAUAUACAUUGGCAAAACCGCCUUAAAAGUCCCCCGAAAUGGCGGCAAACAUCCGAAAAAGAGCUCAAUGCUGGAGCAGAAGGAGGACUUAAGGAAGCGGCUCUCCUACACGACACACAAGCUGGAGCUGCUGCAGGGCGAGUUCGACUCCACGCGGCAGUACCUGGAGACGGAGCUCCGGCGAGCCCAGGAGGAGCUGGACAAGUUCACUGAUAAACUGCGCAGAAUACAAAGCAGCUACUCAGCACUGCAGAGGAUCAACCAAGACCUGGAGGAAAAGAUCCACAGAGAUUCUCAGCAUCACGACGAUGAGAAGCGAGCGCUCAGCAGAGAGAUCAUCGUCCUCAACAACCACCUGAUGGAGGCCAAACUCACCAUCGAGAAGCUGCAGGAAGACAAUGACAUGUACAGGAAGGACUGUAACCUGGCCGCUCAGCUUCUGCAGUGCAACAAAUCUCUGUACAGGGCGCAGCUCUCCGAGCUGCCGGCUGAUUUUCAGGAGCGGCUCACCAUGCACAUGGAGGAGUCUCCUCUCUGCCGCACCUACUCUGACUCCGUGGCGGCAUCUCUGAUCGGCAAGGUGCUCGAGAAGCCGGACGAGGCCUGCAGCAGCAGCCAGGCUUCGCGUUCCCCCAGCCCCCAGACUCAGGAACACACUUUUAUUUUGGAGAGUUUGGGACCCGGAGAGCGGCUCAGGCUCCGCGCAGCCUACAAGUCCGACCUGUACAGCAGCGACACAGCCCUGUACUGCCCUGAGGACCGGCACCGCGAGAGGAGGCCCAGCAUGGACGUUCACGGUGAGAGGAAGCUGCUCUACGGGCCCCAGAUCUCCACCGACAGCACCCCGGAGGAGGGGUCAGUGGGUUUGAGGGCUGGUUUCUCCCAGGAUCACUUCUCUAAGUUCCCCGCCACGCUGGGUGCUGGCUCCAGCUCCUACUCCAGCUUCAGCGGCGGGGGCUCUGAAGACAAAGGCAACGGGCCGCCCAGCAGCGCAGCGUCCUCCCCACAUCACCACUCCCUCUACAUGGAGUGGAGGGAUGCAGGGGACUAUGAGAGAAAGAGUGACUCUUCCUGGGAGGGGGACAGUCCAAGAGGAUUCCCCAGCACUCACCCCUUCCAGCAGACGGAGCUGAGCCACCACCAGAACGGCAGUUCGCCCGUCUACAGCCGCACCAUGUCCUCCUGCUUCAGCGAGCCCUACGAGCCGCUGCCGCCCUCUUCAUCCCCGAGUGUCGCCUACGGAGACAGUCGGCGUGGCAGCACAUUGGCUCCCGAGGAGGAGGAGCUGAUUGGGCGAUGGAGACAGCUGAGCGUGGAGGACCUGAGUGCCCACAGCUACCGCAGCCCAGGCCGGGCUUCACCCUACAGCUUCUCAGAGCAACACUUCUCCGUCAGGCCGUCUAAGAUCCGCCUCGGCCCGCUCUACAGCAGCUUCCAGGAGGGGGCUGACUUUUACCAUCAAGAGGGCAUGGACCCAGUGUGGGUCGCCGCAAGCCCCAGCCCCGAGUGCAGCCCGGGGCCGAGCCAAGCCCAUCUGUACCGAGCCGAGGACAGCCAGGGGUCGGAGCACAGCCUCUACCACUCAGGGAGCUCCAAGGACAGGGAGGGUAACGUGGCAGCGGGCGGCCAGAGCGCAGACUAUGUGGACCCGAGCCCAAACAGCUCCACCGAGUCCCUGAACCAGAGGACCCUGGAGUUGGCCGCAGAGCUGCAGCACUACCAGGUGGAGAUGCACAGCCUGCCUGCACCGGGGAGCGGGUCACCACCGGCGGUCCCACCUCCUCCGCCUCCCUAUAACCAAAAAUUUGGCUCCCUAGGACUUUCCAGGAAGGACAGUUUGACCAAGGCGCAGCUCUAUGGGACACUUCUGAACUGAAGGACUGAACAGGUUUAUUCUUUGAUCGGAUGAUGCCCUGGUGUGUCCCGCUACACCUUCUGUUAGCACCACCAUUGGUUUGAUAGCAGCCAGGGGGAUAACCCAGCCUCAUGAACAUGAAGCUGAUUAUUGAAACGCUUUGAACGUACGGCAGUGAGUGGCAUCCGUUUACACCACAAGAAAGUCCUCAAGAGUCAAGAGGACCUCAAGCUGAAAGGCCCCUUCUAAUUUAUAAGAAUGUGUAUGUAUUCAAAUUACAAAUGUAUAAAUAUAAAGUAAUAUUUAGAAAUUCAGUGAUAUAUUUUGUAUGUAGCUGUUGGCAAGAAAUACAUUUAAAACAAUCAAACAACAAUGCAAAUCUUAAGUAAACCUGGAACCUGUAAAUACAUUAGAAAACUGCCAAU
This is a messenger RNA of Eleginops maclovinus (Patagonian blennie), 2659 nucleotides long. RefSeq lists its product as uncharacterized. Lineage: Eukaryota; Metazoa; Chordata; Actinopteri; Perciformes; Eleginopidae. Gene Ontology annotation, cellular component: synapse. The record is from RefSeq and is a predicted model, not a curated record. The transcript has 7 exons. The coding region runs from base 345 to 2255 and encodes 636 amino acids.